Oryzias melastigma (Indian medaka) is the source of this 2134-nucleotide messenger RNA. Its product is annotated as zinc finger protein OZF-like. Gene Ontology annotation, cellular component: nucleus. Bases 287 to 1888 code for a protein of 533 amino acids. Gene Ontology annotation, molecular function: DNA-binding transcription factor activity, RNA polymerase II-specific; RNA polymerase II cis-regulatory region sequence-specific DNA binding. Lineage: Eukaryota; Metazoa; Chordata; Actinopteri; Beloniformes; Adrianichthyidae. Gene Ontology annotation, biological process: central nervous system development; regulation of transcription by RNA polymerase II. The transcript is spliced from 2 exons. The record is from RefSeq and is a predicted model, not a curated record.
ACCCUCACCACGAGGCGCUAGCAUGCUAGCGGCGUUAGCUUGUGUUCUUCGGACGGUGGUGUUUUGUUCGGACGUUUGAGAGGUUUUUGGACAGAAAGGACGAUACGUGGUUCGUGUCGGAACUCUCAGCAUUUUCCAAAGUGUCGUAAAUGAGUGAAUACGUGUUGAACGUAAAGACAACGUGGCUGUGAUUGAGAGACUAGCAGAUGAUCGGAGCUGCUGCUGUUCAGAGGACGGCGGUGUUUGUGUGAGUUUGAGCUGAAGAUCUUCUGCAGCUGCAGGAACCAUGUCUUCACUUCAGUCUCUGAGAGAGUUUAUCAGCGAGCGACUAGCUGCUGCUGCUGAAGAAAUCUUCAGACACUGUGAAGGAACCAUCGUCCAGUACGAGCAGGAGCUCUGUCGUCAGCGCAGACUGCUGGAUAUCACCUUGAAGCCAGAACUCAAGCUGGACUCUAAAGUCCUCCCCCAGAAUUAUGCGAGUGAAAAGGUAGAGCUCUGCAACCAGCAAAUUAAAUCCAGAGUGGAACAGGAAGAACAAGAACCUCCACAGAUUAAAGAGGAAGAAGAAGACCAACAACCACUACCAAUUAAAGAGGAGCAAGAUAGACUUUUUAUCAGUCACAAUGAAGAGCAACUGGAAUUGAAACAGGAGACUAAUAACUUAGUGGAAUGUCCGAUCUAUGAGGAAAAUAAGCACAGUGUAGAAAAUCUAAACAAUCAUCAGAGCUUUAAUGUAACUGAUAGUCACGAAGAAGAUGGACACCAACAUGAAGAAUUAACAUCAACCACAGAUGAAGAGAAAGACCCACAGAACAGAGGUCAGAGGAAGAGAAGAGACAAUAGCCAUGACCAAAUUUUGGACAGCUCUCAUAUGUCAGGAAGUCAUUGUGACUCUGAGAUUAGUAAAAAAUGCAAUACGACAACUUUUGUGGAGAAACACAAGCAAACGCUAAACAAAAAGAGACUUUACUGUAAAAAUUCUGGUAAAAGAAUGACUAGAAAUCGGUAUGUCUCCAGGAGAACUGAGUCUGACAAAAAACCUUAUGACUGCAAAGAAUGUGGUAAAAGUUUUAGUUGGUGGUCUGGGUUUAGCAUUCACAUGAGAUUUCAUGCAGGAGAAAAGCCUUUUCCUUGUCAAGAAUGCGAAAAAAGUUUUAGUAUUUUAUCUGAUCUCAAAAGACACAAAAGAACUCACACAGGAGAGAAGCCUUUUUCAUGUAAAGAUUGCAACAAAAGUUUUAGUCAAAUAUUUGGCCUCAAAAGACACAUGAGAACUCACACAGGAGAGAAGCCUUUUUUGUGUAAAGAUUGUGAUAAAGGUUUUAGUGAAAUAUUUAGUCUCAAAAGACACAUGAAAACCCACACAGGAGAGAAGCCUUUCACUUGUAAAGUAUGUAAUACAAGUUGUAGUCAAUUAUCUGAUCUCAAAACACACAUGAGAAUCCAUACAGGAGAGAAGCCUUUCUCUUGUAAAGAAUGUGACCGAAGUUUUUAUUUAAAAUCUGUUCUCACAAGACACAUGAAAACCCAUUCUGGACAGAAGCCUUUUUCUUGUAGAGAAUGCGACAAAAGUUUUAGUCUUGUGUCCUAUCUCAAAAGACACAUGAGAACUCACACAGGAGAAAAGCCCUAUACUUGUAAAGAAUGUGAUACACGUUUUAGUCAAAUAUCCAGUCUAACAAGACACAUGAGAACUCACAUAGGAGAGAAGCCUUUUUCUUGUGAAGAAUGUGAUAAAAGUUAUAGUCGAUUAUUUGAUGUUAAAACACACAUGACAACUCACACAGGAGAAAAGCUUCAUUCUUGUAAAGAAUGUGAUAGAAGUUUUAGUCAUUUAUCUAGUCUCAAAAGACACAUGAGAACUCACAAGAGAGAAGACUUUCUCUAGUCAAAAAAUGUAAUGAAGUAAUCAGUGAAUUAUCUAAAUUUAGAAAACAGGAAAACUCAAAGCAGACAAUACGCGUUUACAUAGGAAGGAGGAAAUAUUGUUAAAAAAUUUUUUAUUAAGAAAUUUGACAUUUCUACAGUAUUUUAAUAUAGAUGUAAACAUUUUAUUCCUUUGUUUAUUUUACAAGUGAGAAAGCCCCAAAGUCUUCUGUCUCAGAAAAUUAUAUAUAUAUAUAUAUAUAUCCCU